Cavia porcellus (domestic guinea pig) is the source of this 2139-nucleotide messenger RNA. RefSeq names its product atonal bHLH transcription factor 1 (gene Atoh1). The record is from RefSeq and is a predicted model, not a curated record. Gene Ontology annotation, cellular component: nucleus. Lineage: Eukaryota; Metazoa; Chordata; Mammalia; Rodentia; Caviidae. The transcript has a single exon. The coding region runs from base 135 to 1190 and encodes 351 amino acids. Gene Ontology annotation, biological process: positive regulation of transcription by RNA polymerase II; axon development; sensory organ development. Gene Ontology annotation, molecular function: DNA-binding transcription factor activity, RNA polymerase II-specific; protein dimerization activity; E-box binding.
GGUCGAGGAGGAGAACAUAAGACGUGGCAGCAGAGCCCCGAGCAGAUUUUCUGUGUGCGCGUGUGUGCGCGCGCGCUACCCGAGCCCGGUCGCCGCGCCUCCUCCGACCUGAACCUCCGCGCAUUUGCUGCGCAAUGUCCCGCUUGCUGCAUGCGGAAGAGUGGGCCGAAGUGAAGGAGUUGGGGGACCACCAUCGCCAUCCUCAGGCCCACCACCUCUCGCAGCCCGCGCCACAGCCGCCUGCCGCCCUGCAGGCGAGGGACUAUCCGGGGUACCCGGCCGAGCUGUCCCUCCUGGACGGCACAGACCCACGCGCCUGGCUGGCGCCCGCUCUGCAAGGCAUCUGCACGGCACGCGCCGCCCAGUACCUGUUGCACUCGCCCGAGCUGGGCGCCUCUGAGGCCGCGGCGCCCUUGGAGGAGGCUGAUGGCCGGGGGGAGCUGGGAAGGAGAAGCGGCGGGGGUGGCCUUAGCAAGAGCCCGGGGCCCGUGAAAGUCCGGGAACAGUUGUGCAAGCUGAAAGGUGGGGUGAUGGUGGACGAGUUGGGCUGCAGCCGCCAGCGAGCCCCUUCCAGCAAACAGGUGAAUGGGGUGCAAAAGCAGCGGAGGCUGGCGGCCAACGCCAGGGAGCGACGCAGGAUGCACGGUCUGAAUCACGCCUUCGACCAGCUGCGCAACGUUAUCCCGUCCUUCAACAACGACAAGAAGCUGUCCAAAUACGAGACGCUGCAGAUGGCCCAGAUCUACAUCAACGCCUUGUCCGAGCUGCUGCAAACGCCCAGCGGCGGGGAGCAGCCUCCGCCGGCGCCAGCCUCCUGCAAAGGUGACCACCACCACCUCCGCGCGACGGCCUCCUACGAAGGCGGCGCGGGUACUCCGACAGCCGCAGGAGCGCAGCCGGGCUCGGGAGCCAGCCCGCGCCCCGCCCCGUCCGGGAGCUGUCGGACUCGCUUCUCUACCCCGGCCUCCGCGGGGGGUUAUUCAGUGCAGCUGGAUGCUUUGCACUUCUCGACUUUCGAGGACAGCGCCCUGACUGCGAUGAUGGCACAAAAAAACUUAUCGCCUUCGCUGCCCGGGGGCAUCCUGCAGCCCGGGCCGGAAGACUCUAGCAAAACCUCACCCCGGUCUCACAGAAGCGACGGGGAGUUUUCCCCCCAUUCCCAUUACAGCGACUCAGACGAGGCCAGUUAGGAAGUAGACAGAACCCUAGAAACUGAGGCAGAAGCCAACUGCCCUUUUCCCAGUGCGCGGGAUCGCGCACUCUUUAAUUUUGGCUCUGCCAUGGUCGUUGUUUAGCAACGACUCAGCUUCUGAUGGCAGCUACACUUGACGGUUUGCAAAUGCCUCUGCUGUCCCAAACUUCUUGAGGUCUACAUUGUCUGAUGAAACCUUGCUGUUCAAGUUUUCCCUUUUCUCCCACUUUCUGCUUGCCCUAUGGGUAGAUGCGGUAUAAUUAUUGUACUCAGACGCAGCAUCCUGGUUGUAGUCCGUGCUGCCAAUACGCUGCUAAAAAGUCGCAUCUUCUGCUCUGUAGCUGAUUUGGGUUCAUUUUACCACCCUGGGCGUCCAUCCCAGGGAGCUGCGCGCGCUCGUCUGUGGGAGAGUUUGUAAAUUUGUGUCCCAAAAUGCUGUAUGAAUUGCAGAGUCACUGCUUCCAAAGUGAUGAUCAUUUUUGCUGCGGGACUGUUAGAAAACGGGGACCUUGCAGGGUCUGUGUAUUGUACAAACAUACCCGGUGUGUGUAUCGGAUCGCGAAAACGUUUGCGUCCUUCAGGAAACGGCGCACGCACUUUAUCGGCCACUGCUGCUGCGACUCCAGGACAAAUUCAACUGCCAAUUGCAGACCAGUUUUUUGUUUUUUGUUUUGUUUUAAACACAGCCACUUACGAUCUUUAAGCUCUUUGCAAAUGUUUAACAAUGAAAAUUUUGAAAACACAAAUAGUCGUGUCAAAAGCAUUUGGUUAAUUUUAUUUUGCUUUGUUAGACAACUUAUUUAUUAUUGUUUUCUACCAUUUCUACUUAUCUUGAUUCGUUUUUUACAUUUUCUAUUCAAGAUCAUUUUAUUUUAAUUUAGCAAAGCCAGCCGCCAUUGUUUUAUGUAUUUUAUUUUGCAAAUGAUAAAAAUAAACUUGAAAAAUAA